GAAUCGGUGACGUCAGUGCUUGCGGAAGCACAGAGUGGAAUGUUGAUACAUUGUUGUUGUUUUGUAGUUAAUUUAGUUCAGAGAAACAUUUCGCUUCGGUUGCAGGACGCGAGACAAGGCUCGACCUGUUGAUUCCAGGACACUUCUCAGAGAUUUUGCGCAUCCCCGACAGAGAUUCCGCGUUCACAAGGGCCUUGUGCUGUAACGUGGAUUCAUUUUUUUCCCCCUGGCUUCAGAAUCUAUGAUAAGAAGACCAGUGUUCAGAUGGACUAUCAAAUGUUCAGCAUCAAAGGUCCUGCAAUUUAUGUCCAGGAAACUAUGAAAACCCGGCUCUGGCCUUGGGACAUUAGGGCUUUUCCUCUCUGUGAGGGCUGAGCAGGAAAGAGGGGCCCCCUGUCAGUUCACCCCAGUUCUCAGCACAAAUGGAAAGGGGGACCAUGUGCUGAAGGAAUUUCAAGGAAGUGUGUGUGUGUGUGUGAGAAAGACCUGAAAGGCUGGAGGCCCCAUGAAUAGAGAGGGAAGCGUUUUUUUUUUUUUUUUAAAUGUGAUUCCAUGGUCCUCGUUGGAAAGCAAGGCAGGGCCCCCCCUGUCACAGCCAUUUUAAAAUCAACCAUGCUGAGCCAACUUGCUGUCUAGGAAAGCUCUUCUUGUCAGAGCUGACCUUAGGUUGUUUGUCGCACAUUUUUAGAUGUUUACGGGAACAGUGUGGAUUUGAUAUUCAAUUAUGAUUCAAUUUAUUUGAAAAUUGAAUUAUUUAAUUUAUUUGAAUUAAUUUUAAAAUAUUUUAUUUAAUUUAUUACUUUAAUUUAUUAUCUUCUUUGUAUAUUUUAUAUAUUUUAAAUAUAACGUAAUAUUGCAUAGUUUUCUUGUUGCCAGUUUGAUCGAAGCAAAAUGAGUUGAGGGGCCCUUAAUGUAGCCCCCCACAUCAAGGGCCAGAUGGUAUGAAUCAAGCCUUAAGUGAUUUUUUUUUUUUUUUUUUUUCAUGGUGGUAUUUGGUUUCAACUCAGUUCAUACCCAAUCUAUACUCUUUUGUCCCGUCAUAACUGAAACAUUUAAACCAGCAACUGAUGCACGUCCGGCAUGGUUUACUAAGACCAAAUCAAAGGAAUGACUCAGAAUUUAACAAACAUGCCAAAGGCAGUGAAUCUGCUCACUGGUCAAACAAUACUUAAUGUAACUAUUACUAAAAAAAAUUCUCCCAAAGCCAAAAUGAUCACUUAAAAUGGUUGAGGUAUGCAGAGGGUUGAAGGCCAGAUGACUGGACCGGAGAAAUAAAAAUGUGAAAGUUGGAACAUGGGCUAUCUGUGCUCCAAAGAAAUGCAUUUUGAAUGGAAUGCACGUCUCAUCCUGGAAUAAUAGAGCAACAGCCCAAAGGAAUAAUCAUUCAAAGUGUUGCAGGAGAAAGUGUAGCUUUAGGAUUCUACUUCUUAAUGAUUUGCUUAUAAUAUUUCCACUCAGAAUUGUGUCACUGGCAACUGGAGUUUUGUGUCAGCAUGCUGUGCUAAAUAUAACAAGCACAGUUAAAUAAGGACAUGAAACGGGCAAGGAAAGCCUAGUGUAACAGGAUCCAGUCUUUCAGCCACAGUUCUAAACCUGAUGAAGUACAUUGUCUAAAAGCACAAAUAUAACAGUGACUGUAUAAGGGAAACUAUUCCCAUGUGACUGACAGCCUCCUGGAAUGUUCCAUUUACUGAACAGCAAAGGACUGACUUGACUUAAUUAAAACUCAACAUUACAUUAAAAAAAGUUUCCAUGCGUGGUCUAUACCACUUUUUAUAUCAUAAUUAUUCGAUGGAAAGACAGACAGACGGAUAGAUAAUUAGAUCAAAGCAUCAGAGUCUACAUUUUAACGCUUUAGUAACAUUUUCUUUUAAUUCAUACGUAUUAUUUUGGUUUAUUUAUAUCCUCCAUUGUUUAAAAGAGGUCUACUUGAGUUUUUGCUAGUUUUUUUUAAAUUUUUUUAGUGGUCCUCCUGUGCGUCGAGCUUAUGAAUGAAGCUUGUUUACCAUUUUUCUGGUCACGUGACAUACACUCCCACACCCAUUUACCGGGUGUCUCCAUGGCAGCAGUCUUGUACAGAGUUCACGCAUUCUGACGCUCCUGAAAUGGAACCCGAGGAGCGCGUGUCUCACGCGGGUUGUUUUCUAAUUUGGCUGUGGCGGCGGUCUCGAGGCCGCGAGCUCGAACGCGCAGAGUGGCCUUUUUUUAAAAAUAGCGCAGUGGCCAAAAUAGUCUUGCAUGAACUGCUAAGCAGAGAGAUCAGACAAAGCCUCAUGCUGAGAGCUGACCUGCUUCUAUUAUUGCACUCUUGCAACGGUCUAGUGAGCUACAUCGUGAGAACGCGAGAUCAGCAAGUUAAACAGGGUAACCCUUGUCUGAAUGAUAUUGUACAGACUUCUACUGACCUCUGCUGCUCGCUCUAGAUUUUUGAGGAGUUCUGAUUAGCUGCUUGUAUGCAGGGCAUGACGACUCAUUUUAAAGCGGGCAAAGCUUUAAAGGUAAAGAAGGAGGCGGGUGAGAAUGCCCCGGCGCUCAGUGACGACGAGCUGGUGGCCAUGUCGGUGCGGGAGCUCAACCAGCACCUGCGCGGGUUGACCAAGGAAGACGUGGUCCGGCUGAAGCAGCGGCGACGCACGCUAAAGAACCGCGGCUAUGCUGCCAGCUGCCGCAUCAAACGCGUCACACAGAAGGAGGAGCUCGAACGGCAAAAAACAGAGCUGCAACAAGAAGUGGACAAGCUGGCUCGUGAAAACGCCAGUAUGCGACUGGAGCUGGACGCGCUUCGUGCUAAGUACGAGGCCCUGCAGUGCUUUGCCCGGACUGUCACCCGUGGGCCUACCGGUAAGGUGGCCACCACCAGUGUCAUCACAAUUGUCAAGUCUGCCAAUCACAGCCCCAGCUCCGCCCCCUUCUCGGCACCCUCGUAGUGCUGAUUGACAGUGCCUGCCCAGCUUCUUCUGUUCCAAUCCGGCUCUGAACCUAGACUGGCCCGCGGGCCACCGCUCGACCCACACUGAGAGGAUGCUCAGUGGUCAGACUGAGGGGAGGGUGGAGGCCUUAAUCUGCGUGACUACAACAGGCUGCAUCUAUUUUCAUUUCUCUCUCAAAACACACAUACAUACAAAAACACAUCUAUUUUGUCUGUGCACUGUGCUAUAAACUCCGGCACCGGCAGGGCACACUGACCGUUCUUUCCACUUCAACACAGGCUGAGAUUUAGCAGAGAUGAGCACUUGUUAUUAAAGUGUGAGAUAGUACUUGAUUUAACCUGCCAUGGCAGCACUGAUGCCUGUGGCAUACUGCAUAUGCAUCAGAAACUAAUAUAAGUAUAUUAGAUAUAUCUAUUUUUUUUUCUUUUAAGAAAUUAAUACUUUUAUUCAGCAAGAAUGCAUUCAACUGAUGAAAAGUAACAGUAAAGUCAUCCGUAAUGUUACAAAAUAUUUCUGUUUCAAAUAAAUGCUGUUCUUUUGAACUUUAUAUUCUGGAUCCUGAAAAAAAAUUUAUCACAAUUUCCACAAAAAAUAUUAAGCAGCACAACUUUUCCAGCAUUGAUGAUAAUAAUAAGAAAUAAUUUCUUAAGCAUCAAAUCAGCAUAUCAGAAUGAUUUCUGAAGGAUCAUGUGACACUGAAGACUGGAGUAAUGAUGCUGAAAAUUCAGCUUUGACAUCACAGGAAUAAAUUACAUUUUAAAAUGUAUUCAAAUAGAAAACAUUGUAAGAACAUUUCACAACAUUACAGUUUUUACUGUAUUUUUCAUCAAAUAAAUGCAUUCUUGAUGAACGUAAGAGAUGUCUUUCAAGACCAUUAAAAAAACACAUUUAAAUGAGAGAGAUAUAUAUAUAUAUAUAUAUAUAUAUAAUUUUUUUUUUUUUUUUUUUGAGAAAUCUCAUAAUACAUCACUAUAAAAUGAUAUCAGUCAUUGUGAAAGACCAGCACUUGUGAUCCUGGUCAAAAAUCAGGUGUGAUCAGCACAGUCCAAAGUUGAGAAUGAUGUUAUCAACACCAAGGGCAAAUUCUUAUCCUGAAGCGUUACAUUAUUACUGAUAAACAGAGAAAAUUAUCCAAUUGGAAAUGAGCCAAUCCUUUCUUAGUCAGCAGUUUAAACAUACAAAUCCCAAAUGGGGAAAACGGCACUUAUUUUUACUGUUAAAUUACAGUCUAAUACAAUGAAGCACAAAGCAAAGCAGACUGACAUAUGUAAAUAUUCAAGACUGAAAUUACAGAUUAACUGAGUUUCUAGAAAAGGGCACUUCAUGUUUUUUUUUUAUUAUUUUUUUUUUAUUAUAUUUGUUUUAUGAGAGGUUAGUUAGUAUAAUGUUGACUAUCCGGCACAUCUGUGUUGUCAGUUAUCUCAAAGAUAUACACCGUUUUUCCUGACCUGUCUCUAUACGACACCAUUAAAUGGUAGGUAAUCCAUAUUGGAUAUAGUGAUAACAGGAGCUGUCUUGCAAACAAAAAAGUUUAACAAUAACCUGUAUAUUACAGAACUGAGUUAACAGCCUUAAGCUUAACAAAUAAAGUGAAACUGAAUCUCCCAACUUUGUAUAUAAAAUUCCGUCCCUCAGAAAGCAUUCCUACUGCUAAGUCACGAAAGGUGCCACUGCCGGUGUUGGUAACCCUGAUAAAAUGUAUAUAAAAUGCAAAUAUUUGAUAUAUUUCGACACAGACUCUUGGGUAAGGAGAAUCCUGGUGUCCUUAAACCAGUUCAAAAGACAUUAGGGCUGUUUCGACUUGAAGCAGCGCUUCAAGACCGAUCGAUCGGCGAUUCAAAAGCAAACAGAGCCGCGGUACUUUGAUGUCAUACACCGAGCGGUCUGUGCAGCGCUGCUUCAAGUCGAACAAGCCUAAUAACUUCGCAUUCAUAUUCAGUAAAACUGACCUGUCAUAAAAUUAAGAUGGCUGAAAUCAGGAUUGUCUCUUACCUGAGUGGCUAUGACUGUUCUUGUGAGCCCUUCCACCACUGCAGGAAGCAUUAGGUGUGUGUUGUGCUGCUGGGAAGCAAUAGCUCCAGCUCUCUGGGCUACUGUUGUGCUCUUAGCAUUUUUAUAUCUCCACAAGUGUUUUAUAUGUCUCUUUAUUCCCAAACAUGAUCUAAAUCUGAUGUUUCCCAUUGUCUCAUAUGUAUCCAGGACAUGAAAUACCUUUAGACUGGUGUGAUUUGUUGCAAUUGUCUUACAUUUCAGUGGUUUAUUUAACUGAUUUCAGUUCAGACGUCCAACAUUUGUCUUGCCAAAAGCCAAGCGUUUGCCUUAAACUCCUGCUCUCAGUUUAUGUACAUAAUGUCAGUGCAUAAACUCAACACACUAUUAGUUUUUAUGGUGAAUUGAUGCUAUAUAUUUAUUUUAAUAGUGCAGAUUUUAGGAGCAUGUAAUUUCAGUAUUCAUCAAUUAUUUGGCUUUGUUUUUGGUGAUUUGAAAAGUUAAACCUACGGUCAGCAUUUCAAUCUAUGUCAAGACCUGUUUCUGAAAGUGUCCUGUGCAGUUCUUUUAAAUGUGACCACAGCUCUGGUUGGUAGAUCCUCUUUUUUUGGACAUUUGGGUUUUUUUUAAAUUGCUGUCUCUACUUUCCCUUUAGGCCACAAAUCCGUUUAGUGGGUGGAAAAAAGCCCAGAAAUUUCCCAUUUGUUAUCUUGUGGCCAACUGAUUUUCCAUCUAAGAUACCUAAUGCAUUACAUAAUAUUAGAAUUUAUCAGAAUUCAGUUCCCUUGAUAGGAAGUGCUACAUGUCACUUCUUCUUCUUUAUUGAAUUAGACUAUACAGUGACAUGCUUUUUUUUUUUUUUUUUUUUUUUUUUUUUGUAAAGAGAACUUGACAAAACAGCUUUUUCUGUGCUUUACACUGACAUCUGGUGGUGAUCUGUAUUUCUUUGUUUCAAAAUGCUGUGAUCGAAUGCUGAUGACACCAAGAUCUUCUCUUUCAUUUCUUGGACUAUUGAGGCAUUGCUGUUUCGCUUUGUAUUCAUUUCAGCUGCCACCAAAGCCAUAACUCAUCUGUGUGUUUCUUUAAAAUACACUUCAUUUUUUCUUUGAAUUUAUAUUGUGAUUUGAACAAAACUACACCCUCCAGGAACCAGAUCGUAAUGCCCUAAUUCAGACUAAUAAGAAAAGAACAUGCUGUCACAAAACUAACCUGUAAUUUUACAGGGAUGCCAGUGUUUUUUGGCCAGUUAGUUGUAUUUGUGUAGAUUUAAUUAGAUUAAAAACAAAAUCAGAGGCAUUACAGGUCAUCUUGUGACCGAGGCCUGUAGACAUUUCCCUAUUCUGCAGCAGUUCAGUGCAGUAAACGUUCCUCCUAACACGGUUAGAUGGUGAAGAUGGUCUUUAAACUAAGUGGGUACUUUUUUUAAUUAUUAUUCUAUGUAUGCUGUAUGUGGCCUUUUGGGCUGAAUAGGAUAAAUUAUUCUAUAUUUUACAUAUGAAUAUAUAUCUAUUUUUCAAAGUAUAUAAUAUGUGCUCAGUCAGUCCUUAAAAGCUAUUUACCAUGAACGCACAUAGGAAUUUUAACCAGUGCUUUUUAAACACACACUUGCCUAUAAGAAUCUUAGAGAAACUCCAUGACAUAUAAAGUAUGCUGCUCCAAAUUAUUACUUUAUAUUUGUCAAUGUUAAGAUGAAACUGUAAGGUAUUAGGGGAAGUAGUCAUGUUAUUUGUAGUUACAAUAGUGCCUUUAACAUUGAGCUUGUCAUCAUUUAAGUACUGUAUGAAUGGGUGUGGUUGUUUUGUAAAAUCUUAUUUCCAUGUGCAACCACGUUGAACAGAUUUGCCUGUUUGAUCGGUCUUGUGGGCGUAAUUAUUGUGCUAUAUAUAAAAUAGCGAUUGUAAAUACGGACACCAUGAAAGGCAGCAAAAACUAGGCUUAGAUUAAUCAUAUUCAUGAUUCUCAUCAUUAAUCUGCUUGUAUCACAUUGAUCUUUGAUAUUUAUUUUGUUUGUUUUUUUAUUUUCAUCAUCUAAAUUAUUUUAUUUACAUUCAAUUGUUUUCUUUUCAAUGAACUACCCUCAUGUACAAAUGAAAUCAUUCAGUUUUUUUUUUUUUUCCUCCAUUCUGGCUAAAUUUGAGGUGGUAAAUUAUUCCUGUACAAAGUCUGCAGUGUUUGUUUUGUACUUUUAAAUAAAGCUUUUCUCAUGUAA
Messenger RNA from Ctenopharyngodon idella (grass carp), 7128 nucleotides. It is a transcript of the gene mafk, whose product is annotated as v-maf avian musculoaponeurotic fibrosarcoma oncogene homolog K. Gene Ontology annotation, cellular component: nucleus. Bases 2454 to 2927 code for a protein of 157 amino acids. The record is from RefSeq and is a predicted model, not a curated record. The transcript has 4 exons. NCBI's taxonomy places the organism in Eukaryota, Metazoa, Chordata, Actinopteri, Cypriniformes, Xenocyprididae. Gene Ontology annotation, biological process: regulation of transcription by RNA polymerase II. Gene Ontology annotation, molecular function: DNA-binding transcription factor activity, RNA polymerase II-specific; RNA polymerase II cis-regulatory region sequence-specific DNA binding.